Molecule: messenger RNA, 1197 nt
Organism: Aspergillus mulundensis
Lineage: Eukaryota; Fungi; Ascomycota; Eurotiomycetes; Eurotiales; Aspergillaceae
Product: WD domain protein
Exons: 1
Coding region: 1-1197 (398 amino acids)
Molecular function (GO): protein binding
Source: RefSeq, a predicted model, not a curated record
AUGCUAGUCACACUCUGUGCUGGCUAUGUAUUUACAGCAGACUCAUGCGAAGGGCUUCGCGCGUGGUCUAUGGAGAGCCCGGAAAAGUGCAAAGCAGCUCAUGCUCUCGUGGCCCCGGAGUCGCAACCCUUGGCCGCCCCAACUGCACUGACUGCGACUUACGGUCCGGAGAAGAACUGUAUAGAAGUCGUCGUAGGGUUCGACGACGGCGUGCUCAGCGUAUACAAACUAAACACGAUUAAUUCGCGACUGAUUAUCCGUUCCCCACGGAAUACGUCUGCUCAAUGUGCGAUCACGGCCAUGGCCGCUUCAUAUCCUUACCUUAUGGUUGUUUCCAAGCACAUGGUGUUGUCACUAUAUAAAUUACCAUAUGGAGCUGGUGAUCAUGGUUGGGGGGAUGAGACCCAUCUUAUCGCAUCUUUGAAGGCGGAUAGCAUACUCGCACCAAUGUCGCUUUCUGUUCGCCUCACAGGAUCUGGGAUAAUCGCUUCAAUUGUCUACAGCUUCUUCCACAUUGGCUGCGGCUGGUCAUUAGGAAUCCAAGAAUUACAUUUUGACAACAAUGGCCAGCAGACUGAAUCACGACUCACCACGACCGUGGAUACACAGUACGGCGUGGGUUUGGAUCGCUUGCCCCAGUCGACGAGCGGGCAGAUCCCUGUAUCGAUAAUGCCUACUAUACUGCAUCGAGAUCCACCAACUUCCGUUUCAUACUCGCAUCCCUACCUCUUGACAUCGCAUGCGGAUAAUACUUUGACUGUGUUCCUUGUUGUAUCGACUGCAAGCAGAUUAUUUGUCAAGGGGGCACGAAGACUAUGGGGUCAUACCUCGUCCGUUUCUGCAGCACAAGUAAGCGACCGGGGAAAGGCAGUUUCCGUGAGUUCUCACGGAGAUGAAGUCCGGAUAUGGGAGCUUGAACCGUUGGUAUCUUCACUUGGUAGCCAACGAGUGUUGCACGGCGAUAGCAGCAUCAAAGUCAAGCCUGACCCUCAACAGCGCCCACGAGAUACUCCAGACUCAAACUUACUCUCUGCGAUGCUUCCCGGUGACCACAGCCAGGCGGAAUCGCCAUCUCCCAUAUUGCCGCCCAUGGUGGCGCAAGUGCGAGACUGCAUUGGGUUUGAUGAUGAACGAUUGCUUCUGCUCCGCGAGAAGAAAUGCGGGCCACAGCUUCUCGAGUUCUAUGACUUCAGAUGA